Messenger RNA from Canariomyces notabilis, 225 nucleotides. RefSeq lists its product as uncharacterized. The coding region runs from base 1 to 225 and encodes 74 amino acids. The transcript has 2 exons. Lineage: Eukaryota; Fungi; Ascomycota; Sordariomycetes; Sordariales; Chaetomiaceae. The record is from RefSeq and is a predicted model, not a curated record.
AUGAGCCAGAGGACGAACACCAGCCCUAAAUAUUCAGAGGAACGGCAAAGCUUGGAAACGGCCAGCUACUCCCUAGACAGAUACCUCAAGUCAAACGAUGGAGUCACGGAACGGCUGCUAAAAGGCUUCAAUAUCGCCGACGUCGCGAGCCGGGUCAAAUCCGUGAGCGACGAGGUGAGGGUGUUAGCGGAGGAGAUCUCCCAAUCGUCGGGAAGCUCGAGCUGA